GGCUACUACCACCUCCGUCUUUAAAUUCUCUCGUCUACUCAUUCCCCCGACAACACAAAAAACAUCAUAAAACCUCCUCUUCUCCCUCAAGUUCAAAGUUCAGUCCCUUCCUCCUCCUCCUCCUCCUCCUCCUCCUCCUCCAAUGAGCUCGAUCCCUAGCUUCGAUCCCAAGGUCUUGCUCGCCGCCGUCUGGGCGGUAGCACUCAUCUCCCCGCUCCAUGGGGCCGCCUCCUAUAUAGCGUCGCCGCCUCCUCGCGACGCGACGGUGCCGGCGGCCUAUGCUUUCGGAGACUCGAUCGUGGACCCGGGGAACAACAAUGGGCUGGCGACCGUGGCCAAGUGCAACUUCCCGCCCUACGGUCGGGAUCUCGACCAGGGCGUGCCGAUGGGGCGGUUCAGCAACGGCCGAGUCCCUUCGGACAUGUUGGCUGAGAAAUUGGGAGUUAAGAAGCUCUUACCAGCUUAUCUGGAUCCAAAUUUGGAGCUCCAAGACCUCCUCACCGGCGUGAGCUUUGCCUCUGGAGCCAACGGAUAUGAUCCUCUCUCUGCCGAAUUAAUUAUGGUACUAUCCUUGUCGGAUCAAUUGGAUUUCUACUCCAAGUACAUGGAAACCGUACGUUCGGAGGUCGGGGAGGAGAGAGCGUCGGCCAUCGCAUCCGAGAGCUUGUACAUAGUGUGCAGCGGCGCUAAUGACAUAACCAACACUUACUUCGCAACGCCGUUGAGAAGAUUCGAGUACGACAUCUCGUCCUACACCGAUCUCAUGGUUGGCUCGGCUUCGAGUUUCCUUCGGGAGCUGUACGGACUAGGGGCAAGGAGAAUUGGGGUGCUCAGCCUGCCGCCGGUGGGGUGCAUCCCGUCGCAGAGGACUCUACAUGGAGGCCCAGAGAGGGACUGCUUCGACCCGGCCAACGAAGUGGCCAUCCUCUUCAACUCCAAGCUCAGCGCCGAGAUCGACUCCCUCAACGAGGACCUCCCCGGAGCUAGGCUUGUCUACGUCGACAUUUACUACCCUUUGCUCGCCAUCAUCCAAGACCCUGCUCGAUUCGGAUUUAAAGUCUCUACAAAAGGGUGCUGCGGCACGGGGAACAUAGAGGUGAGCUAUCUCUGCAACCGUCUCGAUCACCCCGACACGUGCGGCAACGACACCGAGUUCGUGUUCUGGGACAGCUUCCAUCCUACCGAGGCGGCCUACCAUAUUCUCGUUGAUCAGAUUUUCAGCAAGUAUGCUCGCAAGAUGUUCUGAGAUAAUCAGUGCCGGUCAUGUCAGUUCGGCCGGGGGGAAAAGAGUAGACAUUGGUGUCUUUUUUUGCUCAAACAAUGCAUUCCAAUCUUGUCCCCCCAUGCAAUUUGGGUCCCGCUGUUUUCUGUUGCCGUAAUUGCAUGAUU
Rhodamnia argentea is the source of this 1389-nucleotide messenger RNA. Its product is annotated as GDSL esterase/lipase EXL3-like. The record is from RefSeq and is a predicted model, not a curated record. The transcript has 6 exons. Gene Ontology annotation, cellular component: extracellular region. Gene Ontology annotation, molecular function: hydrolase activity, acting on ester bonds. NCBI's taxonomy places the organism in Eukaryota, Viridiplantae, Streptophyta, Magnoliopsida, Myrtales, Myrtaceae. Bases 143 to 1246 code for a protein of 367 amino acids.